Astrephomene gubernaculifera is the source of this 2146-nucleotide messenger RNA. Lineage: Eukaryota; Viridiplantae; Chlorophyta; Chlorophyceae; Chlamydomonadales; Astrephomenaceae. The record is from the annotation of a GenBank genome assembly.
GGAUGUUGCUGUGCCCGCGGCCUCACAGCAGCAGCAACCGCAGCUAGGCGCGGGAACAAUGCUGCUGCCGACGCCACCAAUGUUACUGCACCAGCAGCCCUUCAGUGCCGCAUCCCUCUCCUCGCAAGCUCCCUUGGUACCUGCGGGCGCUAGCACUUCUGCUGGUGGUGCUAUAGGAGGCAGCACUGCUAAUACUACCGCUGCUGCUGCGGCGGCGGCGGCAGCAGCUGGCGGCAGCGGGGUUCCUCGCAGCGGGGGUCAGCCCCCCCGUCCGGUGCUGACUCAGCACCUGCGCUGCCAGCUGACUCAGAACCAGAGCAUGUCGGGGGAGCUGCAGAAGGCGCUCAGGAGGAUCACACCGGCGCUGCAGGCCCACAUCUCCGCCCUUACCUUCGAGAUCGUGGAGGAGACCUACGCCGAGCCCGCCCGCUGCGCCACCCCGCUGGAGCUCUCCGCCCUGCCCGGCCUCAAAUCCCUCACCGUCCUCUCCGGCGCCGAAGACGCCCUCUCACAUUCCAAACUAGACAUCGUGGGUGCCACCGCCCUAGAAACCCUGGUGGUGUUUGACGUCUCCUGCGGCUGCUGGUGCUACAAGAAGCCGGGGCACGGCAUCCCGCCGCGGUUGUUGUCCGCGCCGCCCGCCUGCCUGCGCAGCCUCACCAUCGUGGGAUUCGUGGUGAACCAGUGUCAGAACCUGCAUGCGCUGUCCGCGCUGACCUGUCUGGAGGAGCUCCGGCUGGAGCAGCCCGACCCGGACUGCCUGGGUGCGGUGGCGGGGGAGCUGCUGCUGACGUGGCUGCCGCCCUCGCUGCGCACCCUCAAGCUGCAUGCGGUGGUGCUGCCGCCGUGCGGGGGACUGAUGCAGUGGCCCUGCAGCCCUGUGCCCACAGGCUGCGGUAGCAGUGCGGCGGCGGCGGCGCCUGCGGCGCCGCAGCCGCCGCCUUCGGCGGCGGCUCCCGCCGCCGCCACCCUCACAGCACCUCCUUCCAUACCCGGUAGCAUCAUCAGCAGCAGCGGCCUAUCCGGUUCCUGCCCUGCCGCCGCCGCUAGCAGCAGCACCCACAGCAACGGCGCUGCGGAGCUGCUGUACGGCGUGGCCCCCGUGGCCCCGCUUCCCCGCCUGCAGGAGCUCUACCUCUCCAAAUGCAAGGUCCCCGCGCUGGGGGUGCUGGGCGUGUGCUCGCAGCUUACCGCCCUGGGCCUCAUCAACUGCCUCAGCUGCAGCGGCCUGCUGCCCGCAGCCACCGCCCUACCCGCGCUGCGCUCGCUGUCACUCAUCCACACCCUCUCGACAGAGCAGGAACAUGGGCCCAGCUGCUCCGGGGGUGCUGUAGGCGGUGGCCUAAACACCAUGCCACCCGCCAUGUACGCGGCUGCUGCUGCCGCAGCGCCAGCGCCCGCAGCCACCGGCGGCGGCCAGAACGGCCCAUGGGUCGCAUUCCCGCCACAUGCAACGACCGGAGCUGCCGGGCCGGCGGCCGCUGCCUCGCAGUCUACAGUGCUAGCCCCCGCGCUUCACGUGCCCGGGCUGCCGCUGCCAGCGGCGGUGUGGGGCAGCGACGAGCAGGUCGCCGCAGCCGCCGCCUGCCGUUCAGUGACCUCCCUGGAGCUCAUCCUGCCCCGCGGCGCCGCCGGCUACCCUGCAGUGGCUGCGUUGGCGCGCAUGCCGUGUGUACGGGAGCUGGAUGUAGCGCUGCCGUGCGGUCUGGGGGAGUGUCUGAUGGGGCUGGCGGCGCUAGGCAGGGGGCUGCCGGGGGGAGGAGGUGGGGGGCGGCUGAGGCGGCUCACGCUGUGGGUGGACGCGCGCACGUGCGUCAACCGCAACCAAGCUAGGCAGCUGCAGGCCAUCCAGCGCAGCCUGCAGGCCCACAUGCCCGACACGCUGGUGGAGUGGGCGGGCGCGGAGUCGCGACACAGCAGCUGGACGGGGCUGGAGGCGCGCGUGUUCAACCCGCACUGAGCCGCUGUUGCGUACAACACUGACAGCAGCAGCCACACCGCCCGCUGUUGCGUACAUACAUGGCGUGUAGGUGUGUACAAGCGAUUGAGCCGUGCAGUUGUUCUGACCAAAGCUGUCGACCGAGGGGAGAUGCACAUGUGUCGUGUGGUUUGUGGGCAGUGGAGAGGCAGCGGGGGUGAAGUGGGG